AUGCGGGCUUCGCUCAGCUGGGUCACCGAGUUUGGGCCUGAUGCCCGGAGUCUCUCAAAAGCCGUGAACCAGCAGGAGUUAGUCAGAGCUCUGGCCACCUUCCUCAAAAAGUCUGGGAGCUGAAAGUCCCUGAAUAAGUCCCUGAAGCUGAAAGUCCCUGAAUGGGUGGACACUGUCAAGCUGGCCAAGCAUAAAGAGCUGUCUCCCUACGAUGAGAAUUGGUUCUACACACGAGUUGCUUCCACAGCACAGCACCUGCACCUCCUUGGCGGCGCUGGGAUUGACUCCAUGACCAACAUCUAUGGAGGACGGCAGAGAAAUGGUGCCAUGCCCAGCCACUUUAGCAGAGGCUCCAAGCGUGUGGCCCACUGGGUCCUGCAAGCCCUGGAGGGGCUGAAAAUGGUGGGAAAGGACCAGGAUGGGGGCCGCAAACUGACGCCUCAGGGACAGAGAGAUCUGGACAGAAUUGCGGGACAGGUGGCAGUUGCCAACAAGAAGCAUUAG
Molecule: messenger RNA, 504 nt
Organism: Molossus molossus (Pallas's mastiff bat)
Lineage: Eukaryota; Metazoa; Chordata; Mammalia; Chiroptera; Molossidae
Product: 40S ribosomal protein S19-like
Biological process (GO): translation; ribosomal small subunit assembly
Cellular component (GO): cytosolic small ribosomal subunit; ribosome
Molecular function (GO): RNA binding; structural constituent of ribosome
Source: RefSeq, a predicted model, not a curated record